AUGAAGCUCUCUCGGACACGACUUAUGCGUAUCUCAACGUCCCGUACGCUCAACCGCCCGUUGGACCGCUCCGAUUCCUUGCCCCUCGCCCAAUUCUCACCCCUGAAACCGAACGCAAUGGGUCGACAUUUGGCAAUUCUUGCAUCCAAUCCAGUCUCAACGCCAAUCUAUACCGUCGAGAGUGAGGAUUGUCUCUAUCUCAACGUAUGGACGUCUCCUGUGGCGAACAAGCUCCGGCCUGUAUUUAUGUGGCUUUACGGUGGUGCAUGGACUUCUGGCACUGCCAGUGGCUACUUCAAUGAUCUCACAAAAUGGGCAAAGGUGCGACCGGAUAUUGUCUUUGUGUCGAUAAACUAUCGGCUCAAUUUUUACGGUUAUGCCGACUCACCCGCUCUCUUAGCGACACCAAUGCUGGUCUACGCGAUCAACGAGCAGCCGUCAGUGGUGGUCGCAAACAUAGCAGCAUUUGGUGGCGAUCCUGUUCAUAUUGUUCUCGGUGGUCAGUCAGCGGGCUCUGCUAGUGUAGCCGAGUAUCUGUAUGCAUACCGGAUCAACCGCUUCUCCGCGGUGCGAUUACAAUGA
Molecule: messenger RNA, 582 nt
Organism: Serendipita indica DSM 11827
Lineage: Eukaryota; Fungi; Basidiomycota; Agaricomycetes; Sebacinales; Serendipitaceae
Source: the annotation of a GenBank genome assembly